GAACAUCCCAGUGAGCUGCCAGUGCUGGCUCUGUCUCCACAGGGCGCUUGAAAUCACCUUCUGAGCAUUUCUCUGACAGUUCGGGCUUCUCCAAGGCACAUCUUGGCUCCCUGAUCUGUUCUCUGUGAAGUGAAGGGCUAAGGUUCAAGUCACACUCAUGUGGCUUUUAAUUACGUUUUUCAACCAUAAUUUUGACCAAACAGCUUUUACAUUGCCUAAUUCUUAAACAUGAAUUGAAAACCGAGGAUCAGUAUACAUUUGAGGAAAGCUGGUAAUGUGAAAAAUAAACACCAAGGUAAAUGGUAACAGCCUUGGAGGAAACAGAUGACUCAGGAGACAGACGAACUUAAACACUGGCACUGAUCAAGUUAAUUCCUACAUAGGGACCCUCAAAAUGGUGACCGCCCCGGGAGCCCAGCCAGGUCACAAUCUAAACCUAAGUCAGCCAGAAUGUACAGGAAACACCUGUCAAGGUAUCCUAACGAUAAAUAAAUGGCAAGCAAUAGGACAUAUUGGGGUAUGUGAGGAAGCCAUUUGGUGUAAAACUAAUUUGGCCUGACCUUGUUUUUCCAGAAAGUCCUGCUGUGGCUGUUGAGCAUGCAUUGUACAUCCACUUUAAGCAUUUACUAUGUCCCAAAGACAAGAACAAUGCCCUAAAGAUAAAGUAACUUCCCCACAUCGGCAUUUCCUUAAGGACAAGCAUCUCUUCCUAGGCUAGGGAUUGAUUGCUGACCUGCUGUGACCACCACCUCGAGACCACCGACCUGCUACCUGCCGUAUCCAUUAACUGCAGUGUGAAAUCCUGUGCCAGCAAAGCAUCUUGUGACAAUUGUAAAAGGGACAUUCCUAAUAUAUGUGAAGUAUGCUCUUUUUUCCAAGACGGUAUAUAACCACGCUGUGCACCCCAGCUCUUUGGUGCCCUUCCUUCCUUGAGGAAGGAAGGCCCCGGGCUAGUCCUCAGAUCUGGCUCAUAAUAAACUCACCCCAAUUUUGAUUUAUAAAUUGGUUAUGGAUUAUUGGCGUCGACACUAACGUACACCCAUCAGAAUCCUCCGACUCCGUGUAGCUAGCUCCCCAACCCCAGAGAGCAGGACCUGCCAGCUCUAUAAGGAAACCCCGACCUCCUGGCCGACCCCGCCCUGUACCUCUGCCCUUGCCUCCGUCCCUGAGGACAGGGCUCCACCACCGGGAGGCUCUGCAGCCCGUCCGGGGCUGUCUUCCCUUGAUGAAGGACAUCAAACUCAGUACUAAACUGUUUUAGUUUUGUCAUCUGACAGAUCAUAGGAGAGAUUCAGAAAGAUUGUGUUGGCUAAAAAAAACUACUCAUCAUGAAAAUAAGGGACAGUCAGAGAACAAGAGCGAGUUGUGGGAAAUCGGAAGUAUAAUUGCUGAGGUGAAGAAUUACCAGUGGAGAGACGGAAGAUGGUGGAGAGGAAUCUCCCAGAAAGUCCAGCAGCGCACUGAGAGAGAAUGUGUGAGGGAAAGACGGGAACUCAGGGGAUCCGUCACACGUCCAUCUGAACAACGGGAACACCAGAAGAGGGAUAUGAGCAGAGCAGACGUAGGAAAUUGUCAAAGAAGUUACGGAAGAUAAUUCCCAGGGCCGCAGGGAGACCCAGGGCUCAGACGGAAGAAGCCCUGUGUGCGCGCACAAGAGAUGCAGGAAGACCCACACCUACACACAGUGCUGCGCAAUUUUACAGCCGCAAGGAUGAAAAAGAAAAUCCUGCAAGAUACCAGAAAGAUAGAAACUGUCGGCAUCAAAGAAGUAAGACUUAAUCUAGCACCAUAACCAUUAACCAACGUUAGCACGCCAUCUGGAAUAGUUACUUCCUGUCGUGGGCCUCGCAAAGACAAACGUAGCAUUUGAACCAAAGCUGCACGUCCUGCUUCCAUCUGACCGGGACUCUGGACAGACCUCCAGAAAAUGGCCACCCAGGAGGAGGCCCCCAACAAGAUCUCACAGUUCGAUUACGCUUUGCUGCCAGAGCUCUCUGCUCUCCUGGGCAUGGACGCAGUUCAAUAUGCAAAGGAGAUAGAAGAAAAGGAGCAGGAAGACCGAGAAAAAAUGCAGAAAGGCUUUAACUCACGAAUGCGCAGUGAAGCAAAAAGGUUGAAGACGUUUGUGACCUACGAGUCCUACAGCUCGUGGACACCACAGGAGAUGGCAGCGGCGGGGUUCUACUUCACCGGCGUAAAAUCUGGGGUGCAGUGCUUCUGCUGUAGCUUAAUCCUCUUUGGCGCCAGCCUCCAGAGACGCCCCAUAGAAGACCACAAGAGGCUACAUCCAGACUGUGAGUUCCUUUUGGGCAAAGAUGUUGGUAACAUCGCCAAGUAUGACGUGAGAGUAAGGAAUCCAGAGAAGACGCUGAGAGGAGACACAGCGAGGUACCGAGAGGAGAAGGCCAGACUCGAGUCCUUCCAGAGCUGGCCAUUUUAUGCCCAAGGGACAGCCCCAAGGGAGCUCUCAGCAGCUGGCUUUGUCUUCACAGGUGUACGGGACAGCGUGCAGUGCUUUUCCUGUGGUGGGUGUUUAGGAAACUGGGAAGAAGGAGAUGAUCCUUGGAAGGAACACGCCAAGUGGUUCCCCAAGUGUGAAUUUCUUCAAAGUAAGAAAUCCUCAGAGGAAAUCGCCCAGUAUAUUCAAAGCUACAAGGGAUUUGUUGGCGUCACGGGAGAACAUUUUGUGAAUUCCUGGGUCAAGAGGGACGUACCUAUGGCAUCAGCUUAUUGCAGUAACAGCAUCUUUGCGAAUGAAGAACUACGGCUGGACUCUUUUAAGAAUUGGCCUCAUGCCUCCCCCGUGGGAGUCGCAGCUCUGGCCAAGGCAGGCUUUUCCUACACAGGAAUAAAGGACGUGGUCCAGUGCUUUUCCUGUGGAGGAUGUUUGGAGAACUGGAAGGAGGGUGAUGACCCAUUAGAAGAUCACACCAAAUAUUUUCCCAAUUGUCAGUUUCUCCAAAAUAUGAAGUCCUCUGUAGAAGUGAUUCCAGACCUUCAGAGCCAUGGUGAAUUUUCUGAAUUAACGGAAACCACAUGUGAAAGCAAUCUUGAAGAUUCGGCAGCAGUUAGUCCUACAGCGCCAGAGAUGGCCCAGGGUGAAGCCCAGUGGUUUCAGGAGGCAAAGGGUCUGAGUGAGCGACUGAGAAAAGCCUACACCAGUGCCCGUUUCUGCCACAUGUCUUUGCUUGAGGUCUCUUCCUGCCAAAUCACUGACCAGUUGCUGGGUUGUGAUCUGUCCCUUGCUUCAAAACCCAUCAGCAGUCCUGUGCAAGAGCCUGUGGUGUUGCCUGAGGUCUUUGCCAACUUGAACUCUGUCAUGUGUGUGAAGGGGGAAGCUGGUAGUGGAAAGACGGUCCUCCUGAAGCAAAUAGCUCUUCUCUGGGCAUCAGGAUGCUGCCCCUUGUUAAACAGGUUCCAGCUGGUCUUCUGUCUCUCCCUUAGCUCUACCAGACUGGACCAGGGGCUAGCCAACAUCAUCUGUGAGCAACUCCUAGAGACAGAAGGCCCUGUCACUGAAGUGUGCCUGAGGAACAUCAUCCAGCAGUUAAAGAACCAGGUGUUAUUCCUUCUGGAUGACUACAAAGAAAUGUGCUCGAUCCCCCAAGUCAUAGCAAAACUGAUUCAAAGAAACCACUCCUCAAGAGUCUGCUUAUUGAUUGCUGCCCGCACAAGCAGGGCCAGGGACAUCCACCGAUACCUACACACGAUUCUAGAGAUCAAAGGGUUUCCCUUCUAUAAUACCAUCUAUAUACUACGGAAGCUCUUUUCACACAAUAUGGCCCCCCUGCGGAAGUUUAUGGUUCACUUUGGAAGGAACAAAGGUUUGCAGGGAAUUCAGAAAACUCCCCUCUUUGUAGCAGCAGUCUGUGCUAAUUGGUCUCGGUAUCCUUUAGACCGGUCCUUUGAUGAUGUGGCUGUUUUCAAGUCCUACGUGGAAUGCCUUUUCUUAAAGUACAAAACCACAGCUGAACUUCUCAAAGCAACUGUGUCCUCCUGCGGUGAGCUGGCCUUGAAAGGAUUUUUUUCAUCUCGAUUUGAGUUUCACGAUGAUGACCUUGUAGAAGCUGGGGUUGAUGAAGACGAGGACCUAGCCAUGUGCCUGAUGAGCAAACUCACAGCGCAGAGACUGAGGCCAGUCUAUCAGUUUUUAAGUCCUGCGUUCCAAGAAUUUCUUGCUGGGAUGAGGCUGGCUGAACUCUUGGAUUCAGAUAGGCAAGAAGAUCAAGAUUUGGGACUUCAUUAUCUGAAACAAGUGAACUCGUCCUUGAUGGCUGUAAUUCCCUAUAACAAUUUUUUGAACUACGUCUCCUGCCACGCUUCAACCAAGGCGGGGCCAAAAGUUGUAUCUCAUUUGCUUCAUUUGGUGGAUAGUAAAGAGUCAUUGGAGAACAUCUCUGAAAAUGAUGACUACCUGAAGCACCGUCCAGAAAUUUCAGUGGAGAUGGAAUUUCUCAGGGGCUUGUGGCAACUUUGUCCACAAAGUUACUUUUCGUUGGUUUCAGAACAUUUACUGGCUCUUGCUGUAAAAAUUGCUUAUCAAAGCAAUACUGUUGCUGCAUGUUCUCCAUUUAUUUUGGGAUUCCUUCAAGGGAGAACCCUGAAAUUAGAAGUACUUAAGUUACGGUAUUUUUUUGACCACCCGGAAAGCCUAUUAUUGUUGAAGAGCAUCCAGGUCUUGAUACAAGGAAAGAAGGCCACGAGACUAGAUUUUUCAGUCCUGGAAACUUGUUUGGACAAAUCACAGGCACCAACUAUAGAUCAGGACUAUGCUUCUGCCUUUGAACCGAUGAAUAAAUGGGAGCAGAAUUUAGCUGAAAAAGAGGAAGACGUGGCGAGUUUUCUGAAUAAGCAACUCAGUGCACCGCCGGACAUCAGCACUGGCUACUGGACACUUUCUCCAAAGCAGUACAAGAUUCCCCUUCUGGAAGUCCAUGUGACUCAUACUGAUGCUGUGGGCCAGGAGAUGCUCAGGGUUCUAAUGGCAGUUUUCUCAGCUUCACAGCAUAUCAGACUCCACUUAGAGGACAGCAGGGGCUUUAUGGAAAGCAUCCGCCCAGCCCUUGAGCAGUAUAAGGCCUCCUUCACCAAGUGCUCCAUAAGCAAAUCUGAGCUGAGUGCGGGAGAACAGGAGUUGCUCCUCACCCUGUCUUCCCUGGAAUCUCUUGAAGUCUCAGGGACGACCCACAUGCAAGAUCACCUCUUUCCUAGUUUGGACAAGUUCCUGUGCCUAAAAGAGCUGUCUGUGAAUCUGGAUGGUAAAGAAAAUGUUUUUUCAGUCAUUCCUGAAGACUUCCUAAAUCUCCACCGUAUGGAGAAAUUAUUGAUCCGUAUUUCAGCUGAGCGUGGUCCUUCCAAACUAGUCAAAUUAAUUCAGAAUUCUCCAGACCUUCAUGUUUUCCACCUGCAAUGUAAUUUCUUUUCGGAUUUUGAAUCUCUCAUGACUGCACUAGCUUCUUGCAAGAAACUCAAAGAAAUUAAGCUUUCUGGAAAAUUUUUUAAAGCCAUCCCAUUUGUCAUCAUUUUGCCAAAUUUUACUUCUCUGAAGGUACUAAAUCUUGAACAACAAGAAUUUCCUGAUAAGGAAACAGCUGAAAAAUUUGCCCACACUUUAGGUUCUCUUAAUAACCUGGAGGAAUUGAUCCUUCCUACUGGGGAUGCCGUUCAUCAAGUGGCCAAACUGAUCAUCCAGCAGUGUCGGCACCUUCGAUGUCUCCGAGUUCUCUCAUUUUACCAGACUUUGAAUGAUGACAGCGUGAUGGAAAUUGCCAAGGUAGCAAUCAAUGGAGGUUUCCAGAAACUCGAGAACUUAGAUCUUGAGAUCAAUCACAAGAUUACAGAGGAAGGAUACAGAAACUUCUUUCAAGCCCUGGACAACCUACCACACUUGCAAGAGUUGAUUAUUUCCAGGCACUUCACGGAAUGUAUCAAAGCUCAGGCCGUGACAGUCAAGGCUCUGAGUCAAUGUGUGUCACGCCUGCCGAGCCUCACCAGACUGAGCAUGUUAAGCUGGCUCCUGGAUGCAGAGGACGUCGCACUGCUUACAGCCGUGAAAGAAAGACAUCCUCAGUCUAAAUACUUAAUCAUUCACUGGAAAUGGGUACUGCCAUUCUCUCCAAUCAUUCAGAAAUAGAAGAGUUAGCUAAAAACUGCUGAAUCAAGGAAAUUUUUGUCAACAAUUCUAAAAGUUUAAUUACCCAAAAACAUUUUAUUAAAUAUUGCAUACAAAAUAUUUAUACAAUGUGUAGGGCAUGUAAUAAAGAAACCAAACACUUUGCUUACACAUCA
This is a messenger RNA of Diceros bicornis minor, 6288 nucleotides long. It is a transcript of the gene NAIP, whose product is annotated as NLR family apoptosis inhibitory protein. Gene Ontology annotation, cellular component: IPAF inflammasome complex. Gene Ontology annotation, molecular function: ATP binding; cysteine-type endopeptidase inhibitor activity involved in apoptotic process. The transcript is spliced from 16 exons. The record is from RefSeq and is a predicted model, not a curated record. Lineage: Eukaryota; Metazoa; Chordata; Mammalia; Perissodactyla; Rhinocerotidae. Bases 1928 to 6133 code for a protein of 1401 amino acids. Gene Ontology annotation, biological process: pyroptotic inflammatory response; defense response to bacterium; detection of bacterium.